This is a messenger RNA of Liolophura sinensis, 10628 nucleotides long. RefSeq names its product maltase-glucoamylase-like. The record is from RefSeq and is a predicted model, not a curated record. The coding region runs from base 17 to 8317 and encodes 2766 amino acids. Gene Ontology annotation, biological process: carbohydrate metabolic process. Lineage: Eukaryota; Metazoa; Mollusca; Polyplacophora; Chitonida; Chitonidae. Gene Ontology annotation, molecular function: carbohydrate binding; alpha-1,4-glucosidase activity. The transcript has 67 exons.
CAGAACGCUGUGAAUCAUGGAAGAAAAGACAAAACAGAAAAAGAUUAUCUUGAUCGCCGUUGGUCUGGUGGCGGCUGGAGUAGUUGUUGGAGCGAUUGUUGGUGUCGUGGUUGCAUUACAGAAUUACCAGCCAAAGGAACCGGACUCUGACUCGGUACCUUCCAAGCCUCUGGCACCGUCAGCUCUGGAACUACGUCGAAUUGACUGCAUCCCAGAGGCGACAGGAGGCGUACAACAGGUUGAUGAAGAUACAUGCCGUAACCGAAGCUGCCUGUUUGAAGAGUCCGGCUUUCCGCAAAUACCGACUUGUUUCUACCCGGAAUAUGGUUACAAAGUCGUCCAGCAAACGGCGACAAAUAAUGGGUUUGAACUUGAGCUGUUCCGAGAGGACCCAUUCCCCUUUUCUGGAGGCAUUCGAACAAUAAUUUUCCGGGUAGAAGAAAGGGCAGAUAACUUACUUAGAUUAACGAUUGAUGAUCCUGCCACACAGAGAUAUAAGGUGCCUGUUCCCCUACAGCUACCUAGUGAAAGAGCCAAAAACCCCAUGUAUGAGGUGGUCGUCACAAAUCAGCCCUUCAGCUUUCAGGUCAUUAGACGGUCAACAAAAACAGUCAUAUGGGACACCAGCGUUGGAGGAUUUGUCUUUUCCGACCAGUUCAUCCAGAUUGCUACCAAACUACCAUCCAAAAAUGUGUAUGGGUUUGGAGAAAAUCUUCACCACUCUUUCCGACAUGACAUGAACCACAAGACAUGGCCUAUGUUUGCUCGUGAUCAAGGCCCAAAGAGUAAGAAUCAGAGUUCACUGUAUAGUGUUCACCCAUUUUACCAGUGUGUAGAGGGAGAUGGAAAUACACAUGGUGUCUUCCUGCUGAACAGCAAUGCCCAGGAGUAUGGUUUUACCCCAUUACCCAUGCUGACGUACAGAACCAUAGGAGGAAUUUUGGACUUUUACAUCUUUAUGGGACCAAAACCAGAGGAUGUUGUCAUACAGUAUACAAAUGUUGUGGGCAGGCCCAUCAUGCCACCUUACUGGGCACUUGGUUUUCAACUGUGUCGCUAUGGUUACAACAGUUUGGAAAACCUCCAGACAGCUGUUGAGCGAACAAAAGAUGCAGGAAUUCCUCAUGAUGUGCAGUAUGCGGACAUUGAUCACAUGGAGGACCAGAAAGACUUCACCAUUGAUAGAACAAACUUUGCCAACUUGGACAAAUACUUCAAAGAACUUCAGGGUGGUGGGAUGAGGAUAAUCAUCAUACUGGACCCAACGCUGAUCAGUAAUGAGACAGACUAUGAACCCUAUGAGAAGAUGAAGGCAAUAGAUGGUAACAUUAAAUGGCCACGAGAUUUCACUCCCCCACCACAGAGCAAUGAUUCAAAUUCUGCAAUUCUGGGAUACGUUUGGCCUGUUGGGAAAGUUGUUUUCCCUGACUUUUUCAAAAAGUCCACAAAUGAUGCCUGGAGAGAACUGAUAGUGGCUCAUCACAAGAAUUUGUCUUUUGAUGGCCUAUGGAUUGACAUGAAUGAACCUGCCAACUUUGGAACCAAUCAGGAGAGGCCUUGGAACUGGCCUGAAGAAGUGAAACCCUACUGGAGCCUCAAGUGUGGGAACAACUCCUUUGAUGAGCCCCCAUAUAGGCCAAUGUGUGCAUUUGUCCAUGAUGAACCUGGGAAACCUGAGAUCAAACUGUCAGACAAGACAAUUUGCAUGAACACAGUUCAGGGAGAGAGUGAGAUGUAUCGUCACUACGAUGUUCACAGUCUGUAUGGAUGGAGUCAGACUAGUUCAACAUUACAGGCAGUGAAGGAUGCCACGGGAAAGCGAGGAAUUGUGAUCAGUCGAUCUACGUAUGCUGGCUCUGGGAAAUAUGCUGGUCAUUGGCUGGGAGAUAAUGAAUCUCAGUGGCCAGAUCUUCACCAUUCUAUCAUUGGAAUGUUGGAGUUUAACUUGUUUGGAAUACCAUAUAUUGGAGCAGAUAUCUGUGGUUUCUUUGGUGACACAACCCCAGAGAUGUGUAAGCGGUGGAUGCAGCUGGGGGCCUUCUACACUUUCUCCAGGAACCACAAUGGCAAAGGUUAUAAAGAUCAAGAUCCAGGUAGAUUUGAAGAGGAUGUGAUCAAAGCGUCAAGGGAAGCUUUGGAGACUCGCUAUUGGCUGCUACCUUACCUGUACACCUUGUUCCACAAUGCUCAUGUCCAUGGCCACACAGUAAUUAGACCACUGCACCAUGAAUUCCCUACUGAUCAAAUGGCUUUGGGCAUUGAUAGGCAGUUCCUAUGGGGCCCUGCUUUACUCAUUUCUCCGAUUCUUGAAAUGGGCCAGAACAAACUGUCUCUUUAUCUACCAAAGGCAAAGUGGUAUAACUUUUACACAGGUGCCAUGGACUCUGAAGAAGGGGAGGAAACUCUAGAGCUGAAUAUUACACCUGACUCGAAAAUACCCCUCCAUGUACGUGGCGGCUAUAUCCUCCCCAUGCAGAAGCCUGCCAAUAACACCUAUUUCAGUCGAAUGAACCCAAUGACCUUGUUGGUUGCUCUCAACAAGGACGCAUCUGCAGAAGGAGAAAUCAUGUGGGAUGACGGAGAGGAAAUAAACACCUAUGAGAGUGGCAACAAUUACUACGCCAGGUUUGCGGCAAAGAGGAACUUUGUUCAGCUGACAAACGUUUGGAGAAAAAAUGUUCCAGAGAUUGAUAAUCUUCAUUUUGACAUGAUCAAAAUUUAUGGAGUGGAUGAGGUGGCCAAUAUUUACAUAAAUGAAGACAAAACGCCACAUGAGAACUUCACCUAUCAUGAGGAUAAAAAGGUCUUGAUGAUCCAGGAUCUUUUUCUACCUUUGGCUGAGAACUUCAAAGUCACGUGGGAUUUCGGCAAGAGGGUGGAGGAAUCUGAAGCCAGUAGGGUUGACUGUCUAUCUGAUAUCACUGAUGAGGACAAGAGACUUGCUGCUAAUGACACCUGCCUCAGUAGGGGCUGUGUAUGGGACCCAUCUCCAAACUUCAAACAGGUUCCUCCCUGCUACUUCAGCUCUAGUUAUGGUUACACAUUGACUGGUAAUGUGUCGACAAAUAUGGGAGUAAAAUACACACUGACGAAAGUUGGGGAUCAUUCCAUUUUCGGGGCUGACAUCACCAGUAUUGUCAUGGAAGUACAGAUGUACAGCAAUGAUAUGAUGAGAUUUACGUUUGACACAAAAAAUUCCGGUGAAAGGUUUAAAGUCCCAGCCGAUCUAAAUCUACCUGAUGUGCCAGCAGAAAACAAGCGUUAUAACUUUAAAGUCACCAGUCAUAAUCCAUUCAGCUUUGAGAUCAUUCGCAGAAGUACAGGCAGAAAGAUCUGGGACACCUCUGUUGGUGGACUUACAUUUGCUGAACAGUUUCUGCAAAUAGCCACUCGUCUUCCAUCCAGAAAUAUCUAUGGAAUGGGUGAAAAUCGUCACAAGUCUUUUCGCCAUGAUCUAUUCUUCAGACGUUGGGGAUUAUUUUCACGAGAUCAGCCACCAGGAUGGGGAGACAAUUAUAACUUGUAUGGAGUACAUCCGUUUUACACGUGCGUGGAAGAUGAAAACAAUGCUCAUGGUGUUCUGCUUCUUAACAGCAAUGCCCAAGAUUACUCCUUCUCCCCACUUCCAAUGCUAACAUACAGGACCAUUGGAGGCAUCUUGGAUUUCUUUGUGUUCAUGGGACCCCACCCAGAGAAUGUCAUUCAGCAAUAUACAGAGUUGAUCGGUAGACCCAUGAUGCCACCCUACUGGUCAUUAGGGUUCCAGCUAUGUCGCUAUGGUUACAAUCACAUCGACAAUUUAAGGGCUGCUGUAGAGAGAACAGUCUCAGCCAAAAUUCCACUGGACGUGCAAUAUGCGGACAUUGAUCACAUGGAUGAAAGGAAAGACUUCACCAUUGAUGAAACAAACUUUGCCAACUUGGACAAAUACUUCAAAGAACUUCAGGGUGGUGGGAUGAGGAUAAUCAUCAUACUGGACCCUGCCUUGAUAAGUAAUGUCACUGGUUAUGCCCCCUAUGAUGACAUGGCUGCUCAAGAUGCAAACAUAAAGUGGCCAGAGUUUGAUGACGACAACAACCCUUUUGUGGCACCAGAAAACAGCUCAGACCCUUACGGGGCUCUCCUGGGAUAUGUGUGGCCCAAAGGUAAAACAGUCUUUCCAGAUUUCUUCAAGAACGAAACAAAGCAGAUCUGGAAGGCGCUUAUUGUCAACCACUAUAAUAACAACUUGACUUUUGAUGGAUUGUGGAUUGAUAUGAAUGAGCCUGCCAACUUUGGGACCAAUGAAGAAAGGCCUUUUAAUUGGCCUGAAAAAGAUAAGCCCUACUGGAGUUUGAAGUGCAAUGACAGCAAAUGGGACAAGCCACCAUACAAAACAAUGGCCACGUAUGCUCAUGGUGAAAAAGCAACACUCCCUAGCAAGACGAUCUGCAUGAAUUCCGUUCAGGGACCGAAUGGCAUGUAUCGUCACUAUGAUGUUCACAGUCUUUAUGGAUGGAGUCAGACAUUGCCUACACUCCAAGGCCUUCAGCAAGCCACAGGAGAACGUGGUAUUGUAAUAUCCCGUUCCACAUUUCCGGGCAGUGGGAAGUAUGCAGGCCAUUGGCUAGGAGAUAAUGACAGUAACUGGUCCCAUCUUGCGGAUUCUAUCAUUGGUAUGCUGGAAUUCAACCUCUUUGGGAUUCCCUAUAUUGGAGCAGAUAUCUGUGGUUUCUUUGGUGACACAACCCCAGAGAUGUGUAAGCGGUGGAUGCAGCUGGGGGCCUUCUACACUUUCUCCAGGAACCACAAUGGUCUAAAUGGAAGGAGUCAAGAUCCAGCCGUUUUGGGAGAGGAUGUUAAAGAAGCAUCUCGAAUUGCUAUAGAGACCCGCUACUGGCUGCUUCCUUACCUGUACACACUCUUCCAUUAUGCUCAUGUCCAAGGAGAUACUGUUAUUCGCCCAUUGCAUCAUGAAUUUAUUUGGGAUACAGAAACAUAUGGAAUUGACAGACAGUUUUUGUGGGGGCCAGCAUUGUUAAUUUCACCAAUUUUGGAAGAGGGCCAGGAAAGGCUGUCUGUGUAUUUGCCAUUAAAAUCUCGCUGGUACGAUUUCUAUACCGGACAGAUAGCUACUGAAUGGGGUGGCCAUUCUGUUGAACUGGGGAUAGAGCCAGAUUCUAAAAUCCCACUGCAUCUACGUGGAGGUUUCAUCCUUCCAAUGCAAGAACCUGCCAACAAUACAUUUUACAGCCGUAUGAAGCCAUUUAAGCUGCGUGUGGCGCUUGAUGCCUGGAGCUCUCAGGGAGGCAAGGCUGAAGGUGACCUCUUCUGGGAUGAUGGGGUUAGCAUUGACACAAGGAGUAACAUUUACUACACUAAGUUUUUUGCAUCAGAGAUGAUGGUAGAGAUGAAGAUACAGGAUAACUCUUCGGUCGUGAAGGAUCUGUUCAUCAAUAGUAUUGAAAUAUAUGGUGUGGAUAUUUAUGUCAACAAUGUCUAUGUCAAAGUACAUAAUGAUAUGAUGGACAAAAUGAUGAAGCACAACAGCUUCUUGUAUGAUCAAGGAAAUAAGGUUUUGAAAAUAACAGAUCUACACUUGGAUUUAAAUAUGGAUUUCAGUGUUGAAUACUGGAAUCGUGACAGACCUAGCGAGGAAGAGGCCAUGAGAAUAGACUGCCUUCCUGACGGUUCCAAAAUUCAAGACUACCAAUCGGAGUGUUUGAGAAGGGGCUGUAAGUGGCAAGCGGACACCACUGCCAAUGGAGUCCCUGCCUGCUUUAUUGACAACAAUAACUAUGGCUACAGAAUGCAUAAUGUCAAUCAAACUUCAAGAACCCGUACUGUGUUUGAUCUGCGCAAGGCCCAUGCCAAUGGCUACAGCAUGUUUGGAGGAGACCGGCUCAUUAUAACCUUGACUGUGGACAUGCUUUCAGACAAUCUCAUUCGCUUAAAGUUCACCGACCCCAGUGAUCCCCACAGGUAUGAGGUCCCUGUCCCACUAAACCUGUCUCAGUCCCAGGUUACCCAGGAGAAGUUGUAUGAGAUGAACUACACCAGUGAUGGAAUCUUCAGCCUCCAAAUAUACAGGAGAUCCACAGGAACCAUACUGUUUGACACAUCCAUUGGAGGGCUAACCUUUGCCACACAGUUCCUUCAACUGGUCACCAAACUUCCAUCGUCUAAUGUGUAUGGGUUUGGUGAAAACCGCCAUUUCUCCUUCCGUCACAACAUGUAUUACAAGGAGUGGCCCAUGUUUGCCAGGGAUCAAGGAGUAGGUCACAAUGACUAUGGUAACCUUUAUGGGGUUCAUCCAUUCUUCACCUGUCUUGAGGAUAACAAAGGGAAUGCAUUUGGAGUGUUCAUUAGAAACAGCAAUGCUCAGGAGGUGUCACUGAUGCCAACCCCAGCUAUCAAUUACAGGACGACUGGAGGAAUCCUUGAUUUCUUCAUCUUCCUUGGGCCAUCUCCAGAAAAUGUCAUCCAACAGUACACUGAGCUGAUUGGGAGACCUUACAUGCCACCUUACUGGUCUCUUGGAUUUCAACUCUGUCGCUAUGGUUACAAUCACCUAGACACGCUGAAAGCUGCCUAUCAACGUACUAUCGAUGCAAAGAUCCCAUUUGAUGUGCAAUAUGCUGACAUUGAUCACAUGAAUGAGAGGAUGGACUUCACAAUUGACCCUGUGAACUUCAAUGGCCUUCCAGAGUUUGUAUCCUCUAUACAAGAUGCUGGCAUGAGAUUUAUCAUCAUUUUGGACCCAGCCCUUAUCAGCAACGUGACAGGUUAUGAGCCGUAUGAGAAAGGACUAGUACAGGAUGUAUAUAUCAAAUGGCCACCAGGAUUGAGUCCUGACUACUCAGAAUACAACAACAACAACAUGUUGGGCUAUGUUUGGCCUAAAGGAAAAACAGUUUUCCCCGACUUUCUGAAUAGCAAUACACAUCGAUAUUGGGAGAAUUUAAUUGUGGAUUGGUACAGAAAUAUCACCUUUGAUGGGUUAUGGAUUGAUAUGAAUGAGCCAGCAAACUUUGAAACAAACAUGGAGCGUCCCCAUAACUGGCCAGAAAAAGAUCGACCUUAUUGGUCAUUGAAGUGUGCUACCAAUCAAUGGGACGACCCGCCCUACAAACCAAGGUCUAUCACUGGUGACCGACUGUCUGAAAAGACCCUGUGUAUGAUUGGUGUCCAGAGUGAUGGUAACACGACAUACCGCCAUUACGAUGUCCACAGUCUGUACGGUUGGAGUGAGACUAAACCCACACUGAAUGGCCUUCGAACAGCGACAAGUAAACGUGGUAUUGUGAUAUCGCGCUCUACCUUCCCUGGGUCAGGACAAGAUGGCGGCCAUUGGCUUGGAGACAAUGAUAGUCUGUGGCCACAUAUGAAGGACUCCAUUGUCGGGAUGCUGGAAUUCAAUAUGUUUGGAAUCCCAUAUGUAGGUGCUGAUAUCUGCGGGUUUGGCAGGGAUACCACCAGGGAGAUGUGUCAGCGGUGGAUGCAGGUUGGAGCCUUCUACCCCUUCUCCAGGAACCACAAUGCCAUUGGGCAAAAGGAACAAGACCCUGGUGUCCUUGGUCCUGAGGUGGCAGACUCCUCUCGCAGGGUGAUGGAGAUUCGAUAUUGGCUUCUGCCUUACCUGUACACACUUUUCUACAAAGCUAACACUGAUGGCUCCACAGUGGUGCGAUCACUGAUGCAUCAGUACCCAACAGAUAAAAACACCUGGGAUAUAGACACACAGUUCCUGUGGGGUGCAGAUUUCAUGAUAGCUCCAAUUGUAUAUGAGGCUAAAAUGUCCAGGACUGUGUAUUUUCCGAAAGAUGUUUGGUAUGAUUUUCAUUCGGGUAAGCGGUUGAUGGUUAUGGGCUAUUACUGGCCAGUGAUUGCUCCAAUGGAUCACAUCCCACUCUAUGUUAGGGGAGGGGCAAUAAUCCCAGGGCAGCAGCCGGCUAACAACACCAAGUACAGUCGCUUGAAUCCAAUGCAGCUGUUGGUUGCUCCUGACCAGAUGGGUGAUGCAAAAGGAGACUUAUUCUGGGACGAUGGGGAAUCUAUAUAUACAACAAUAACAGGACAGUACUUCUUUGCCACAUUUGUCUAUCGUCAACAACCAACCAAUUCCACCCUGACAUCAACCAUCCAUGUUAAUGGUCAUAAUCCUGGUUUAAUGAUCAACAGAGUGAAAGUACUUGGGGUUGAUACCAAACCUGGGUCUGUUUCAAACAAUGGACAACGGCAUACCAACUUCAGAUAUUACAGUAACACAAAGACCUUGGUCAUUGAUGAAUUACAGCAGCCUGUGAAUAGUUCAGUACGGAUAGAUAUUCAGUUGUGAUCAAUAGGGAACAGUUAGGAUUCAGAAACGGUGAAGAAGGCUUCUGUGAUGAAGACCGAAGGAAAACAGUUGGUUUGGUUUGUUUGCAAAUAAUUCUGUUGUUUGCAACACAGAUAUAUAUGGUACAAGAUCUGUUUUUAGUCAUAACUGAGAAAAUCAAAGCUAGAAAAUAGCGAAUGGAGCAAGUCUACCCCUAACAACCCAAACUAAAUCAGAAGUUGUAUUUUCAUUUAAGGAUAGCUAAUGCAUAUUCCCAUGAGGAUGUGUAUCUACCAGUAUACACUGUUCAUAUUAAAACUUCAUACAUAUCAUAGAAAUGAGACUUGGCUCUGGUUGAGGCAUAUGAAAAAUUACUAAUUAUGUCCCCUGAUUAACAAGAAUGCCUCAGUGAACAUAUUUAUGGCCGCUUUUGUAAUAUUUGAUGAAAAGUGUUUAAAAAAAAAACAUUCCACAUGGGCUGCAUAGACGUGCUCUUUGGAAAUAUGACUUUAUAUGAGCUAUACCAAUUGCAUAAAUAUGAAUAUGUGUCUAAAUUGCAUAUUUAGUGGCUGAUAUAAUUCGCUGUGCAUCUCAUUAAUAUCAUCCAUUAUGUGGCAAGAGUUCUAUAUUAAAGAAGAUAUAUUAGUUUUAUCGUAGAGUGUAAUCUAAUGUAAUAACUGGUGCUAUCUUCCUCUAUGCAUUUGUCUAACAGUUUGCCUGUUUCUAAUAUUCUGCACUAUGUAUCAAAUACAGGAAAUCUAGCUUAUGAGAUCUUUCCUUUUUGUAUAGAAUUUAUGACAUAACCAACUAUAGUACAGUAUGUAUAUUAAGAAUAUAUUAAAACUGGUUGUCUUUAAUAAUUUACUUUAAUAGCCGUUUUCUUUUUUGUUUGAUUAAACUCAUGUAUUUACACACUUAUAGAUUUAUACGUUGGAGUGCUUAACGACACAACAUGACAAAACCAAGACAAAGUUGAAUUUUUUUGUGCAUGACUGAGGCCAUAGACUGUGCUCAUUGGUGCUGCAAAGAGCAUGAGCAUUCUGAUGUGAAGUCGACAAUUUCGACGCAUGAACAUAAAAUGGCUGACUAGGUCAUGUUAUAUUCCUGUACGUACCAAUAACCAGAACUACGCGAUUUAGUCAUAUUAAAAUCAAGAAAUAUUGAAUGAAGAUAUGCUUGAUGUUCAUGUAAAUGUGUGUGUUUAAAAAAAAAAAAAACACUUACGACUUUGUAACAACUGUGUUCUGUGUUUUUUUUAAUGUAUUUUUUUUGUUUUGAUGUAUUUUUAACUUCAUGAAAAAAGUUCAUCCAUGGACAUGUUGGUCUUUCUAGAGGAUACAUUUCACCCCUUCAGAAUCAUUUAACAGGCUCCGUGUUACAGUGUGACUCUCGUUGCCCCCGCCGAACUUCCUUGGUGUCAAGAAUUGUAAUUUUCCUCCACACAUUAUCCCCUAAGUGUAGUUUUCCAAGACUGCAAUUUUCGCACAAACCUCCGAAGACCUCUCAGUGGAGGUGCCAUUUAAAUUGUGAAUAUCGCUUGUUUCUUCGGCACUUGGCAAAAUGAGCUGACAUAUAUUAAAAGUACUACGUAAGACGCCAGUCAAAAAAAUUGAUACAGGUAAAUGAGAGUCGAUCAUAACGUAUCGAUACCUACACUUCUGAUGGCAAAAUUUUAAUUCUUUCCUUCAGGGUAUUUUGGACUUGCUUAGUAGCCGACAUUUAUACCAGAUCGAAUGCAUAUCACUAAUAAUGCCUUUGAUAAAGAGAUGAUGAAUCCCGACAGUAAUCUUCCCGCGAAAGACGUACACUUCCAGCAUGAUGUGAACUUGAAAUAUGUGUUAUUAUAAAAGAUAAUUUGAAAUACCAUCUCGUUCAAACUCUUUGCAAACUCAAAUUUUAACUUGACGUUUUACGUCUUACGUUUUAAGAGGAAUGCUAAGUGAAUGUUGUCUGAAAGCGGAAGGUCUUUUGCUGUAAAUCAUCCAUGCAAUGGCGCGGUAAAACUACUCCUCUUAUCGACUAUAUAAGAGGAAACAGGUGAAAAACUUCCGAGCUAACUGUUCUUGUAAUUGCUUAUAUAUAUUAGCUAAUUACACGACCCCUAGGAACAUAGUUUAAGCAGAAUAGUGUAUAUACGCAUAUAAUUGUAUGCAGUGAAUAUAUUGUUAAUUGCAAUAUAUUUGACGUCACUGGCGUGGAAUUACUCUAAAUACUGGAUUGUAAUCACAUUUAACAUACAAUCACAUUAAAACAAUGCAAAUGAAUGCUUAGUCCACCAGAAGCAUUCCAGUUUAUGGACAUGUAUGUUUUUCAUUUAUUUAUUUGACUGUUG